AUGGCUGAGGAAGAGGAAGUCAAUCCGAAGGCCUAUCCCUUGGCCAAGGAGACGUUGACCGUCACUAUCCUGGAUUUGGUGCAGCAGGCAGCGAACUACAAGCAGCUAAAGAAGGGUGCCAACGAGGCCACGAAGACUCUGAACCGUGGCACCGCCGAACUUGUGAUCCUUGCCGCGGAUGCCGAGCCACUAGAGAUCCUUCUGCACUUGCCCCUGGUCUGUGAAGACAAGAACGUACCCUAUGUUUUCGUGAAGUCCAAGACGGCUUUGGGCCGAGCCUGCGGAGUCUCCAGGCCGGUGAUCUCCUGUUCGAUCACCUCCAAGGAAGGUUCUCAGCUGAACACGCAGAUACAGGACCUGAAAGACCAGAUCGAGAUGAUCCUCGUCUGA
Symbiodinium necroappetens is the source of this 390-nucleotide messenger RNA. The record is from the annotation of a GenBank genome assembly. NCBI's taxonomy places the organism in Eukaryota, Dinophyceae, Suessiales, Symbiodiniaceae.